AGGAACCUAGUGUCAAGAUGUGGUAGAACUUGACCAACAGCCGGUCCAGUGAUAGCGCCAAUCCCACUGUGGUGCGCUGACCUGGCUAUACGCUGAACGUGAUGCCGCGAGAGGCUUGGUAACGCUUCGGGACGUUGGCACUGUGGCUUACUAAGCAGGUUGUUCCGCAUACCACCACCACCCGCAGAAUCUCUCACAACAUCCAGCUUGCUGUACGGAGACAUACUUACUAUCCGUCUUGCCUGCCCAAUAUAGAAAAGAUCAGCAAUGCGUUCUAAAGUCAGUCCCGUGGUGGUCUUGUCGAUUCUGUGGCUAUACACUUGCAAGCUCACAAUCGCCACCCCGGAAAGCAAUCGAGCUAACAUCCAACUACCGUUUCUGCCUACAGAUGACUACAGCUACGGAGGAGAGCACGAGUUUACAUUGAGACAUAUCUACCAUAAAGGCUCUCAUCGCUAUCCCAGUCUUCACCGCCGGAUCGACAUCAGACCUAAUACGGUACUCGCAUAUGAGAGUGACGGAGAGCCAAUCCCUAUACAGUCAUCGUUUCAUGUUCGAUCAAAUGCUCUAACCAUCCAACGCCUCUCCGACCGUCGGCAGCAUGUUGUCGAUGGCAUACUGAAAGCAGGAGAACUCCAGGGAGAAGCCUUGUCAUUUUCACCAGAAGCCUGGACGGUUGACAAGAUCCCUGGCCCUAAUGUUACUGACAAGGAGACUGUUCUAGCUUUUGCUCACAUGGCUGCAAAUGCAUACGUCACUCUGCCUCGCAAGGGCGACUGGGUCGAUGUUGGUGGAGGUUUCAACUACACCGAAGACUUCGGAUGGGAGACCGAUGGAUUGCGCGGCCAUAUCUUUGCCGACACUGAGAACAAGACUGUGAUCAUUGGCCUCAAGGGCACUUCUCUAGCCUUCUUCGACGGUACCGAGACUACGGAUCAUGACCUCCUCAAUGAUAAUUUGUUCGGAAGUUGCUGUUGUGGUCAAGGUGGUCAAUAUGCCUGGAAGAAGGUUUGUGAUUGCCAGACAUCGACACUUACCUGCGACUCGACUUGUCUUGUUCAGAGUCUCCGAAAGAAGAGCAACUAUUAUCACGCGGCUCGACACCUUUACCAUAACGUCACAGCAUUAUAUCCGAAUGCAGAUAUAUGGCUGACGGGACACUCUCUUGGCGGCGUUGUGUCUGCGCUUCUUGGACAAACCUUUGGUCUUCCAACACUUACCUACGAGGCUUUUCCAGAUGCCCUUGCUGCCCAUCGGCUCGGUCUGCCUACACCGCCUGGCCACCGUAUCGGAAGCCAAGGAGUUCAACAUCACUCGGGCAUCUAUCAUUUUGGCCACACUGCCGAUCCAGUGUAUGUUGGCAGCUGCAAUGAAUUCGAUUCGGCUUGCACGCUCGCAGGUUACGCAUUCGAGAGCAAGUGCCAUACGGGUUACAACUGCACCUAUGACACUGUUGGUGAUCUCGGCUGGGGUGUGUCUAUCACCAACCACAGAAUAGGUGUCGUGAUCAAGGAUGUUAUCGAGAGAUACAACUCAACUCCAACCUGCAAACGGGACCUCGAUUGCUCGGAUUGUGGCGAGUGGACUUACUUUGAGGGUAAUCAGACAAGGACUGCAACCAGUAGCUCUACGACCCUAGCCAUCUCAACGUCACGAACUGCUACUACUACUACUACUAGCACUCCCACAUGUCUUACGCCAGCAUGGUGGGGUUGUCGGGAUGAGACGACAACGACUGGAACGACCGCAACAUCAAAGGUCUAAUACGAAAGCUGUAUGCUCGACAAAGGGUUGGUUCGGUUGCAAGGAUGAGUCUACGGCUUCUACAAGCACUACCAUGACAGCAGCCAGCGUCACAAACAGCAAACUUCCGGCAGAGUGAAAAUGCAAACCUUCCCGAUUCAGGAACCUGUCUGUGGAAGACAGGAACGCAACAGCUCUCCGCGAGGUAUUGUCCCAUUUUCUCAGACAUAGCAUUCCUCUCGAUAGCAGAAUCUCGUUCCUCGAAUCUACUGUUCCUUUCGUCGAGCACUCGAGGGCAGAGAUUGACAAACCCGACCACGAAGGGAAACCACAAAAAAGCAAACUCGAGGA
Messenger RNA from Aureobasidium subglaciale EXF-2481, 2094 nucleotides. RefSeq lists its product as uncharacterized. Gene Ontology annotation, biological process: macroautophagy; piecemeal microautophagy of the nucleus; neutral lipid catabolic process. Gene Ontology annotation, molecular function: glycerophospholipase activity. The transcript has 2 exons. The record is from RefSeq and is a predicted model, not a curated record. Lineage: Eukaryota; Fungi; Ascomycota; Dothideomycetes; Dothideales; Saccotheciaceae. Bases 268 to 1764 code for a protein of 498 amino acids.